AUGCGGCCUCCGGCCCCUUCUCUCGAUGUUAUAGCCGCCCGUAAUUCUGCUGCCGCUGCCGCCUCCGCUGCUGCCGCCACGAGCGCUGCGUCGGGCUCAAACCUACAGGCACCGACCGCGGCCGAUGAUUCGAGGGAUUCGAGGUCAUCCUCAUCAACGAACUCUCCAGUUCCUGCCGACAAUGAAGAGUCGGACUUUUUUCAUGUAGCAAAUGAUUCGCAAUCUUCGCUAGGAGUCGUGCCCAACUUGCAAGACAUGCAAGUUACUGACCCCGAAUGUCUAUCGACUGUUGCCGCUCUCCCCAGCGAGAUUCUCAUUAGCAUCUUCAAUCGUAUAAGCAGUCCGAAUGAACUACUAAAUUGCAUGUUGACUUGCAAAAGGUGGGCCCGCAACGUCGUCGAGAUACUCUGGCACCGUCCCACUUGUACUUCCUGGCACAAGCAUUCCAUCAUUUGCACAACUUUGGGGCUUGAGAAGCCCUAUUUCACCUAUACGGACUUCGUUAAACGUCUUAACCUGGCUGCGCUCGCUGCUCAGGUUAACGACGGCAGCGUUAUACCGCUUGCCGUCUGCACUCGCGUCGAGCGUCUCACCUUGACCAAUUGCGAUGGCCUAACUGACUUGGGACUCAUACCCCUUAUUGCGAGCAAUCCACACCUUCUUGCGCUCGAUUUAUCUGGCGAUACGAACAUUACAGAAGCUUCGAUUUUGACCAUCGCUGAGAACUGCCAUAGACUCCAGGGCUUGAACGUAUCUAGCUGCAAGCAGAUCUCUAACGAGAGUAUGGCUCAACUGGCCCAAAACUGCAAAUAUAUCAAACGUCUCAAAUUGAAUGAUUGCGACCAACUUAACAACGUUGCCGUACUAGCCUUCGCUAACAAUUGCCCCAAUAUCCUGGAGAUUGAUUUGCACCAAUGUGUAAAUGUUGGCAAUGAGCCGGUGACGGAUCUUCUUGCGCAAGGGCGAUCCCUUCGCGAGCUGCGCCUCGCUAAUUGCGAGCUCAUCGAUGACGGCGCGUUCCUCUCGCUCCCCUCGAAUAAGGUAUACGAACACCUUCGAAUACUUGAUCUGACCUCCUGCGCUCGCCUCACAGACCGUGCGGUCGAGAAGAUUAUCGAGGUUGCGCCGAGAUUGCGAAACCUGGUGCUGGGCAAGUGCAGCAAUUUGACUGAUACUGCCGUCUAUGCCAUAUCGCGUCUGGGCAAGAAUCUACAUUACGUGCAUCUAGGUCAUUGCAGGCACAUCACGGAUGAUGCCGUUAAACGCUUAGUUCAGGGCUGCAACCGCAUUAGAUAUAUUGACUUGGGUUGCUGCCCGCGUCUUACGGAUGAGUCUGUCAUACAAUUGGCAAGGCUUCCUAAGCUUAAGAGGAUCGGCCUUGUCAAGUGCAGCAAUAUCACAGAUGAAAGCAUGUAUGCUCUAGCCGGAGCCAAUCGCCAUCAGUCCCGCCGCAACGCGACCGCAAGUACUUCUCGGAGACAUGAGUACCACACGGGAAGCUUAGAACGCGUUCAUCUUAGCUACUGUACCAACCUAACUCUCCCGAGUAUCAUUCGACUUCUAAACUGCUGUCCCAAACUUACGCACUUGAGUUUGACGGGCGUUCCCGCUUUCCUGCGAGACGAUCUAGAGGCGUUUUGUCGCGAAGCCCCCCCAGAUUUUUCGGAACAUCAGCGCGCUGUGUUCUGUGUCUUCUCUGGCCAAGCAGUUUUAGGUCUCAGGCAUUAUUUUAACACGCAGCCCGAGUUCGCCGAGUACCAGACAAAUCAACCGACUCUAUACCCCCUUAGAAGGGCUGGUCAAGCCAACGAAGAUACAAACCAAGGCCAGGCACAAGCACAAGCUGCGAUGUUGGCCCCUGAGAUGGAUGGAUUUGACGAGGAAGGUGUUGAGGACGACGACAUGGGCGAUGGUAGCGAGAUUGCUCUUGAUCAAGGCUCCUUCGGCAUCAAUAUUGAACCAAACACCGAAGCUGGCAUGGCAGUCCCCUCGCUACCGCCUCCUCCGCCACACCACCCGAAUAUGCCUUUACUGCACCAUCCUUCACUGUCGCCGCAUCCAACUACUGGCAGUAUUGGCAUUACUAUCAUGUCGCCGGCCCAAAACGAUCACGAUGCAGGAAUCAGUCCGGGUAGUAACACCCCGGGCCCUAGCACUGCCGGCCAGGGACUCUUUGCAAGCCAGCACACCUCCGGGCCCAGUACCGCUUCUAUGCAGGGACCCAUCGAGGACGAGGAAGACACUGCCCGGCCAUAA
This is a messenger RNA of Hypoxylon fragiforme, 2256 nucleotides long. Its product is annotated as RNI-like protein. Gene Ontology annotation, molecular function: protein binding. The record is from RefSeq and is a predicted model, not a curated record. The transcript has 4 exons. Gene Ontology annotation, cellular component: cytoplasm. NCBI's taxonomy places the organism in Eukaryota, Fungi, Ascomycota, Sordariomycetes, Xylariales, Hypoxylaceae. Bases 1 to 2256 code for a protein of 751 amino acids.